Messenger RNA from Centropristis striata (black sea bass), 2220 nucleotides. Its product is annotated as RNA-binding Raly-like protein. Gene Ontology annotation, molecular function: RNA binding. The coding region runs from base 472 to 1347 and encodes 291 amino acids. Gene Ontology annotation, cellular component: nucleus. The record is from RefSeq and is a predicted model, not a curated record. NCBI's taxonomy places the organism in Eukaryota, Metazoa, Chordata, Actinopteri, Perciformes, Serranidae. The transcript is spliced from 9 exons.
AUUUUCUUACGCAUAUUUUUAUCCUCUUUUUCUUGCUUUCUUGUCUUGGUGUUCCGACAUGGGGGAAAAUGUUUUCCCGUUUUCUGCAUGCAAUGAUUUAAAUCUUGGAUGCUGAGUGUUGUUGCUCCGGCGACAUCCACUGAGAAAGAAAUAGCCCUACGUGCUUUGCGGACGCUCUUGAUAUUUUUUUUUUCCUCCUCCUCUCUCUCUUCCUCUUUUCUCUUCCCCCCGAAGCAGCUUCUUUACGAGCUCACUUUGUUAUAAAUCCCCACCUUUUGCUUAUUUUCAGCCUUUUUCCUCCUUCAUCAUGGCUUGUUUCGGUGUGAUUUUGGUUUUGGUGCUUUCCUCUGAUCUUGCAGUGUUUCUCUGGUGUUGGAGGCUGAACGUCUCCGAGGGCGCAAAAAUAACAGUUUUGAUUUUCAUCUUUGAGGAUUUUGCUUUUCUAAUAGCAGGCAUUGCUGCAGGACUAGGAUGACUGGGAAGACCCUGACCAGCAACGUGACCAACAAGAAUGACCCGCGCUCCCUCAACUCCCGCGUCUUCAUCGGCAACCUCAACACGGCCGUGGUGACCAAGGCCGACAUCGAGGCCAUCUUCGCCAAAUACGGCAAGAUAGUGGGCUGCUCCGUGCACAAGGGCUACGCCUUCGUUCAGUACGCCAGCGAGAGGAACGCCAGGGCCGCCGUGGCCGGGGAGAACGCCAGGGUCAUUGCAGGACAAUCACUAGAUAUCAACAUGGCAGGAGAGCCAAAACCAUACAGGCCUAAGAUGGGCUCCAAGAGGCCUCUGUCGUCCCUCUACAGUGGCUAUGAGUUUGACUAUGACUACUACAGAGACGACUUUUACAGCAGACUCUUUGAGUACCAUGGUCGCGUCGUGCCCCCGACCCGUGCUGUCAUCCCCAUCAAACGCUCGCGGCUAGUCGUCCCGUCCACACGCAGAGCCAAAUCCUCCUUUCCAGUCAGGGCCUGUUCUUCCUCCUCCUCCUCCUCUUCCUCCUCCCGAGCGCUCAAUGUCGGCUCUUCCAUCACAGUCCAUAAACUGAAGACAGACCAGCUCCUCACAAUCAAGAAGGAGCUGUCACAAAUCAAGACCAAGAUCGACUCACUGCUGGGAAGGCUGGAGAAGAUUGAGAGGCAACAUCGCUCUGACGGUGACAUGCAGAGGAAACAGGAGGAGGUGUGUGAGUGUCUCCAUGGAGACGCAGUAGACCACUCUGGCGGAGAGGAGGCGGAGGGGGCGGCAGAGGUGGAGGCGGGGGAGAUGACGGACGGCGGCGAAGACGAUUUUGAAGAUGAAGGCACCAGCGAUAUGAUAGAAAACCACAUAUCGGACAUUGACAACUGAGUGAGGGAAAUUAUGCAGAUGAAGCACCUUGUAAUGGAAACCACCUUUUCUGCAAAAAUAACUAAUUUUUACUGUCUUGGUUUUUUUUUUCUUCAUCUUUUUUCAAGUUGGAGGGAAAAGGAAGCCUCCAGAACAAGAAGCUGGGAGAACAGAUACCAGCAAAACCUUCUUGAUCAAGAAGGUGUCUUUGAAUUUAAAGGAAAGCGAAGACGGGAGUGGCUGUCGGCAGAGGAAGAGUUUUUCAAACUUAUUUUUUUGCUUGUUUGCCUCAUUAGAAACAUGACACUCCUGAUGUGUACUUUAUCAAAAUGCUGGUUAUGAAUAUUCUCCAGGCUACUGCAAGAUCAACUGCAGAGAGCAAUCAAUAUUUUCUCUUCAAGCUGAUCGCCUUUCUGAAAAAUAAGGACAAUAUAUUGUGUGCUUAAUAUAUUUUGGUCUGUAUUGUGCAUAUAAAUACGGUUACGUGGUCAAUCAGAUGAACCAUCAAACGCCCUCUUUUGUUGUGAAGUCUGUUCUGUUUCUGUGCGUUGAAAACUGUGACGAGCCACGACACUGGCAGAGAGCUAAAUAUGAAUGUAACACUUGAUAAUUAUGUGAUUUUGCUUUAUUCGUACAUUUUGUUGAAAUGUACACGGUAUGUAAUUUAUUCACACGGUCUGUGUUGUUUGUUACACAUGAUAUAAUGCAUUUUGAAUUAUGUUUACAUUCUGUUUAUGGUUAACAAAAGAUGACUAUUUUUUACUAUCAGCAUGUUAAAAAUGUGGCUAUUAUGGAUCAUUUGUAUUCAUUGCAUCUGUUGUACAGCUAUGGAUGAUAGCAGUUUUUGAAAUAAAACCUGUUCCUCCAAAAAAAAAAAAAAGAAGAAGAAAAGCA